Messenger RNA from Penicillium oxalicum, 1140 nucleotides. RefSeq lists its product as uncharacterized. The record is from RefSeq and is a predicted model, not a curated record. The coding region runs from base 1 to 1140 and encodes 379 amino acids. Lineage: Eukaryota; Fungi; Ascomycota; Eurotiomycetes; Eurotiales; Aspergillaceae. The transcript has 6 exons.
AUGGGUGACUUUGUGACUGAAGCAUUUACUCUACUGGCAGUGGCGAUUGUGAUUAUCGGCCUGCGUACCGUAGCUCGAUGGAUCAUGGUUGGGCCGAGAAACUUCCAGGCUGAUGACUACCUCAUGAUCCUGGCGUGUAUUGUAUAUGGGCUCGAGACGGGCGCUGCAUACACUGUGGGGGCAUGGUUCAAAGGUCUCGCCAACAAUGCCAUGACCGAUGAACAACGUCGGACCCUUUCCCCCGAUUCCGAGGAAUAUCACCUGCGCGUGGGCGGGUCGAAGGUCCAGGUGACUGGCUGGUCCUUAUACACUCUUCUUCUAUGGCUGUUGAAAACAUGCAUGGCCAUUUUCUACUCUCGUUUAACAUCGGGCUUGGUGAACAUGCGGAUCCGCAUUCUCAUUGCGUACGCAUUGAUUGGCACAACCUAUAUUGCAACCCUGUGCUCCAUUCUCUUUGGCUGUCAUCCCAUGCACAAGAAUUGGCAGAUAUACCCGGACCCUGGAAAUUUCUGUCAGCCUGCCGUCUCCAAACUCGACAUUUAUGUCACCGUGGUGCUCAAUGUCACCACCGAUAUUUACUUGAUCAGCAUCCCCGCUCCGAUGUUGUUCAAAGCUCGAAUUCACUGGCGCGAAAAGCUCGAGUUACUCAUUUUGUUCAGUGGCGGUAUCUUUGUGAUGAUGGCGGGUAUCCUCCGCUGCGUGUUGAUUUUGACGGCCGGCACCAAUGGAGCUCAGCAAGCGGGUAGCUGGGCUUGCCGCGAGACCUUUGUCGCUGUGGUCAUCGGCAAUGUUCCCAUGAUAUAUCCCCUCUUCCGCCGCGUCGCCCGUCGCGCAGGUCUCUAUCUGAGCUCCAGAGGGGGUGGCUCAGAGAGCUACCCGGCCUACCAGCUGUCGGAGGCCGGAGAAAAUAGUUAUGCCAAGCGAAAAAAGUUCCGUCAUCCCCUUUCCAUCCCCGGUGACACUCAUUGGAACACCAUCAGCGACGAGCAGAUGAUGUUGCCCACGUCGCGUCAGCAACCGCCCACUUGCACCGCCGGAGACGGCGAUUGGGACGCGCACAGCCACAACAGCAGUAGCGGAGGCAUCAAGGUGGUUCACGAAACAAUCAUUCAUAGUACCAAGAAAGAUUCUCAUAUGUAA